This is a messenger RNA of Leptonychotes weddellii (Weddell seal), 973 nucleotides long. The record is from RefSeq and is a predicted model, not a curated record. Lineage: Eukaryota; Metazoa; Chordata; Mammalia; Carnivora; Phocidae.
AAGUGCCAGGAAAAAAAUUAGACCAGGGUAAGGGGGUUGGGAGCAUGGGCUGCAGUGGUGAUGGUGAUGUUGUAGUUUUAAAUCAGGUGGACAAGGUGACCAUUGAAUUGAGAAGAUGAUAUUUGAGCGAAGACUUAAAGGAGACAGGGGGUGAGCCAUGCAACAGAUUGGGGAAGGAGUGUUCCAGGCAGAGGGAGCAGCUAGUACAAAGGCCCUGAGGCACAUAGGCAGGCGUAGCGUGCCGGCUGUGUUUGAGGAAGAACAGAGAUGUCAGUGUACAAGGCAAAUCGUGUAGCAUGCGUAGGUUAUUGUAAGGACUCUGAGUGAAAUGGGGAAUCAAAGAAAUAUCUGUAGGGAUCUUUCUGUGGGGUCCUAACUGUGUGCGUCAGAUAUCUGUAGGGUCAUUCCAGAGCCUAGCGCGUGGGGGGCUGUUGCUUCAUUCAGAGAACUUUCCUUCCAUCUGUCAGACCCAUACCCUGGCUGAGAGGGAGGACGUGGGUUGGGCAGAGGAGGGGAAGUAGCCUUGGCCUGGGUCACAUGUAAGCCCUGGGAGAAGGAGGAACGUGAGUAGGCUGGGAGGCUCUUUGAGCUGGAAGACGUGGGCCUGGACAUGCUAUGGCUGGUGGUGGAUGUGGAGCAGAGGUGGCAGGAAUGUGGCCCCACUGAGACUCUGGCUCAGGGAGGGCUAUGUGCCUGCAGAACCAGUCUUCAGUACGGCAUCAUGUGUCUGAAGAGGCUGAAUUAUGACCGCAAGGAGCUGGAGAAAAGACGGGAGGAAAGCCAGCACGAGAUCAAGGAUGUGCUCGUCUGGACCAACGACCAGGUGGUUCACUGGGUCCAGUCCAUUGGGCUGCGGGAUUACGCAGGAAACCUGCAGGAGAGCGGCGUGCACGGGGCCCUGCUGGCCCUGGAUGAGAACUUUGACCACAACACGCUGGCCCUGGUCCUCCAGAUCCCCACGCAGAAUACCCAG